AUGGGUUGCUGCUUGUCUCUGUCGCGCUCCAAUGACCGCCCUUCCUAUGCCGCCCAGGUAGUCACCGAAGAACGCCGCCCCGAGGAAUCCCACCCCCGAGCUGUCGCAACCAGCAACGCGCUCACCUCCGACACCCCUUCUGCCACCGCGCGCACUCCCCGGAUCAGAGCACAGCACUUCGCGCUCAACCAGCAUUACAACGCCCCCAUCCGCCGACAUGUCUGGUAUAGCAAGCGACGCAUGUGGACGCGCGCGCAGCUGGACCAGGAGCGCACGGAGUUCUUCGAAACGAGGGUAACGGGUCGCUCAGAGGUCUGGGCGGCCCUGUCAGCAGCGAUCACUCUAGUGCGUGCCGGUGAUCUCGCAACCGCCCAGAGUAUCGUCGACGCUGCCGGUGUCACCGUGCCCACGGGCGAUCUUUGCCAAGGCUGCUACGACGAGCAGGGUGUCCUGUACCGGUUGCCACAGUGCGUCGUGAGCGAUCCGGAGAACAUCGUGCGGUCGGAUGGGGAUCAAGACGACUUCGAGACAGACGACGGCAAGCUGUCCUCAGACGAAGCAUCUGGAGACGAACUAAUCGCCGACGACGCGGAAAGGCGCCGGGACGAGAAGGGCAAGACCAGCGAGCGCGACCUAAUCCGGGUGAAAGCACGACUCAGCGAUCGAGACGGCCCCGAUAUCGUUUUGACGGUCGGGAAGAGUGUGAAUGUCGGCCUGAUCGCCCGCAAGUUGCAGCAAGAGGCGGUGAUCCCGCGCAGCCACCGUGUGAAAUUCGCCUACUUGGGCCGAAUCCUCAAAGAGCAUGUGCCCUUGGCCGACCAAGGAUGGAAUCCCGCCCAUGUAAUAAACGCUCUCGUCGUCCCCCGGCAAUCCGAACCAUGA
Messenger RNA from Aspergillus heteromorphus CBS 117.55, 882 nucleotides. RefSeq names its product ubiquitin domain-containing protein. The transcript has 3 exons. The coding region runs from base 1 to 882 and encodes 293 amino acids. The record is from RefSeq and is a predicted model, not a curated record. Lineage: Eukaryota; Fungi; Ascomycota; Eurotiomycetes; Eurotiales; Aspergillaceae.